Messenger RNA from Chanos chanos (milkfish), 1805 nucleotides. RefSeq names its product rapunzel 4 (gene rpz4). The coding region runs from base 280 to 1455 and encodes 391 amino acids. Lineage: Eukaryota; Metazoa; Chordata; Actinopteri; Gonorynchiformes; Chanidae. The transcript has 2 exons. The record is from RefSeq and is a predicted model, not a curated record.
UAUUUCUGCAGUUUUCUGACUUAAUGUGAAUUCCUCUUCCACUGUUGCUUUACUGCUUGCAGGAUUCACUGGGUGUGUCCCACAGAACUGGUCUUACAGUGCUUUGGUUGUUCAGCUAACCCUACUUUCUUCUCCUUUAUCAUUCCUUUAGUGAACUUGUCCUAGUCCAUUCAUACAGAGCUUGGGGACACAGCAAUACAAGGACAUUCUGAAAUAGUUGAACCCAAAAGCUCUGUUGUCUUGAGCAAACACUGACUCAACAACUCAACAUUCUCAGCAAUGGCCAACCAACUACAGAAACUUGUGGCAGAUAAGAAGGAUGUUGUUGAGACUGUAAUGGAGGUAUUCGAACAGGGGGCAGAGGUGGUUGCUAGUAUUGCAGGGGACCUCUUCCCUGUCUUCUCAAUUGCUGCUCCUGUUAUAAAAUUGGCUCUGGAUAAUGUUGAGAGCAAGGAGGCAGAAUACAUGAAGGAGCAGUUCCAGAGAGUGCGAGAGCGCCUUGAAGUUGUAUCCGAGGAGAUUCAGCGAAUAAAUGAGGAGAUCAAGAAGAGCAGUGCAGAUGCAGCCUAUUUCUCGGUAGAGGAGAAUCUGACCAACCAGUUCCGUAAAUAUAUGGAUGUUCUAAAUGCCAAACCUAAGUUCAGAGAGGUCAAGAAGAAGCUCUUCCUGGAGCAUUUCAGCAAGACCGGAGGUGACAAAAACCUGGAAACCCUUUACAAUGCUGUCACAGGGGAUAAUUUCUCUGGAGAGUCUGUGCUGGAGAUCACACUAAACUAUGAGCAAAAGAGCCGUAGGCCCAUGGAGGACUUUUGUGCCAGGUUGAAGAAGUUGUUCUGCAUUGGCCUCAUUGCUUUGAUGGGAUAUACUGCACUGAAAGGUGGUGAUGAUGAGGAGGAGCUUCUCAGAGACUGGGGGGAGAGGAUGAAGGCAGUCCAGGCCAAAAUGAAUGCCGUCAUCGAAGACUGCAUUAACAGCUUCCCAAGCCAGGCAGAAAUAGAUGUCAAGCGAAUGGUCAGAGAUCACAGGGACAUGAACAACCAACAGUUGGCUGAAACCAUUGUACAGAGCUUGAAGCAGAAGUACGACUGGGUGUGUUGGUCCGUUCGAAUCUUUAACUCCCCGACGGGCCUGUUUACCAACAAGAAGGAGUUUCAUUGCUCUACAGGAAAGAGUCGCUUUCAAGUACAGCCCUCUGUUGAAAAGCUGAACGUAGUGGUCUCCUACAGUGCCUCUCCUGAGCCAGUUGAUAAAGAAAAAGUACAAAAGCUGAUCUCAGAACAGAAGAAGGCUACAGUUACAUCACUAGCAGAACUGCUGUUUGAGAACCUACCUGUUUCCGUGGUCCAUGCAGUCAAGACCUCAUGCAAAGAAAUGGGCUAUUCCUGGACCUUCAGUGAUGAGCUACACUUUUUUGUAGAGAAUAAGAACUUCUAUGUUUUUGUUCACUCAGCAUGAGAUAAUUGUCUGGUAUAGCUGAGAGGCCAAUAUAUUUACAGCCAAAUGCCAUCAGAAACACUUUCUUUACUCCUAUGCAAUACUUAACAUUUUAUUUUAAAUAUUUCUAAGAAUUUUCUAAGAUCUGUUCAUAUUAGUAUUCUUCAGUGAAAUGCAAAAUUUUGUUAAAAGGCUACAUGUUAGUGAUACAUUAACUCAUGUCAACAACAGAAAUUAACCAGUGGUCUUAUAAUUGCACAUAUGUACCUUCUUUGAAAUGUUGCUCAGAUGUUAAUUCCCCAAUAUUCCAGCAAACACUAUGUUUAACCACUGCUGUCUGUACUUAUUACUUGAAGCAUUGUUGUGGUACA